UGUGUGUGUGCGCUGCUCUGCAGAGGGGUAGAGUUAGUUGGAGACCCCGGAGGAGUGGAGCCCUGUCGGGCUGUCACAGGCGGCUCCUGGAGAGCGGAGGUGCGAUAUGCUGCAGGCUGGACCUUGAUCGCUUGGAGUUGGCGGAGUGUUGCGGGAUUUGUAGCCGUGUCUGUGGAUGUUGUAGCGGGCAGGAUGAAGACCCUUAUGGCCACCUCCGAGCACAGCUCCCCCCGGCGCAAGGACAAGUGCGAGGCUGAGUCCGAGCGCCAGAGGACCCGGGAGCGCCUGGAAGCCACCCUGGCGGGGCUCGGGGAGCUGGCACACCUGCGGCACCGGCAGGAGACCCUGGUGAAGGCUGCGCUCUGCCCGCCCAUGGCCACUGAUGCCCCGGCUAUAAAAGGGGACAGUCCCCGGAGUCUGGAGGAAAGGUUCCUGGAGGAGAACAUCCUGCUGCUCAAGAAGCAAUUGAACUGCUUGAGAAAGAGGGAUGCUGGCCUGUUAACCCAACUACACGAGCUGGACAAACAGAUCAAUGACUUAAAAAUAGACGUCGAGAAGACAACUGAAGAGCAUUUGGAAACUGAUAGCCGUCCCAGUUCAGGAUUUUAUGAGUUGAGUGAUGGGACAUCGGGAUCUCUUUCCAACUCCUCCAACUCGGUCUUCAGUGAAUGUUUAUCCAGCUGUCAGUCUAGCACCUGCUUUUGCAGCCCCCUCGAAGCAUCAUUAAACAUCCCAGAUGGUCAACCAAGAUCAGCAGAAGACUUCUUUGAAUGGUUGGACUAUAGAGAAGGCCAGUGUGAAAGUACAGGAACUGUGCGUCGCUCCUUUUCGGCACCCCAUUCUAAUACCACUGAAGUUGUUGCUGAUGUACAUCCCAAGUACCAGUGUGAUCUCGUCUCCAAAAAUGGCAAUGACAUAUACAGAUAUCCAAGCCCUCUCCAUGCUGUAGCCGUGCAGAGUCCCAUGUUUUUAUUAUCUAUGAUGGGCAAUGUAAAAGCAGAGGAAGAGGCUGAAAUGGGUGCAAAUAUGAAUGACUCUUUAGUGCCUGAACUGGACUCCCUAAAACAUGAAGACUCUUCUCAACAGAGUAGUUUUUGCCCUGCGCCUCUACCUUCCAGUAAAAAAUUGGAUGGCUACAUUUUAGGCAUAAUUCAGAAAAAAUCACAUCCCGUACGGACUAACAAACCCAGAACCAGUGUAAAUGUAGACCCGGGAAAAGGCAUUUUACGACAUGGGAGUAUAUGUGUCAAACAGACUGGUGGCAUCUCUCAUAACAGCACCACUAACAUGAAGAAUCCUAAACAGCCAUGUUUACAUUCCUCUGGAGUAACCUCUGUGGAUAAUAGCACUUACCCGUCUCUUAAACAGUGCGCUAAAGAAUCUCAAAGUGAACAGCUGGAAAGUAAAAAGAUGCCUUCAGUCCUGAGUUACCAACCUGGUAAUAUUACUGAAAUUCAAAGCCAAAACAAUUCAUGGAACUCUGUGAAGCCGGUCUGUCAAAACCUUGGAAGGGGCCCUGUGGUUGGAACAUCAAAUAUUCCCAAAGAACUGCAUGUAAAUCCCUUGCCUUCCAGCAAUCCCUUCCCAAACAUUUCCAAUCCACUUUGUAAUGGAUCUCCCAAGGAACCACUCGCUACCCUCCCUCUUCCUCAGGAGGUUAAAAUUGUGCCACCACCACCAAAAAGGAUUUCACCCAAAAAUACUAUUAACUCUUAUAAUGGAUCAUCUCAUGAUGAGAGACCUCCAUUAGACUUCAAGAGUGAAGGUUCCUCUUCUCAGAGCUUAGAUGAAGGACUGUUGGUCAAUGCACACUAUAUUCCCGCACAGCAACAGGGUGUUAAACUGCAUAAAAGUACCAAAAAUGUAAAGCUUGUUAAGAGCUCAACGCUAAAACACAAGUCAAAUGUAGUGAAUGUUAUGGAACAUGGCUCUCAGACUUUGAAGGACAAGGGUAAGGUUGUAACAAAGAAAUGUAGGUUCCCAGAUGACUUGGAGGUAACUAAAAAAGUUAGGAAGGUUUCUCCGAGAGGUAAAAAGAUUGUUCAUUCGCAAGUAGAGACUGGAGUUGUAGGUAAAAAUCCAGGGGGAAGCAAGUCUGUCAAUAAGCCUCAUGGACAUGCAAAAGAUGUGGUUUUGGCUAAGCCUAGACAUAAAAGAGGAGACUAUCGAAGGUGGAAGUCAUCAGCUGAGAUAUCUUACGAAGAGGCUUUACGAAGAGCAAGACGGCGAAACCAGAGAGAAAUUCUUGGUGUUUAUGGUCAAGUUCCUGUUCCAUAUGCUAGCCCGUAUACCUACAUAGCUAGUGACUCUGAGUAUUCGGCAGAAUGUGAGUCUUUGUUUCAUUCCACUGUUGUAGACACCAGUGAAGAUGAACAGAGCAACUACACCACAAACUGUUUUGGGGACAGUGAGUCUAGUUUAAGUGAGGUUGAAUUUGUAGGUGAGAGUACAACGUCAAGUGAUACAGAUGAGAGCGGAGGACUUAUUUGGUCUCAGUUUGUUCAUACUCUUCCCAUGCAGGCGGCCGCCGCGGCUGACCUCCAAACCACAGCCAAGGCCUUUGUCAAAAUAAAAGCCUCUCACAACCUAAAGAAGAAAAUUCUUCGCUUUCGAUCUGGGUCUCUAAAAUUGAUGACGACAGUUUGAAGCAUCAAAUGUUUUCCUACUGUUCUUGACCCCAUUUCUCACUUUGUAAAUAAAUUUGUAUCAUUUGUGCAAAUAUGUAAAAGGUUUACAGUAACUUAUGUUGAUUUGUGAAAAUGUUUUCGCUACUUCCGAAAAUUCUGUAUCAGUACUCAAUGUAGACACUGGUGACUUCUCCUCAACCCAACCCUACGAAGUUUGGCAAAAAAACUGUCCAAGAUCAAGAUGGUAUUUAGGAUCCACCCUUCAGCUUAUAACAUUAGAACAGUUUUGGACAUUAUCUUAACAUUCCGUCUGAAGUUGCACCUUUUUUAUGUGUCGGAAGCAAUUUGCCUCUUUUCAACCAUACUGUUUUUGUUUUUCUUCUGAAGGAUUGUGAAUCCAUUGACGCAUAUAGAACUUGCCAGAGUGGGAGGGAACGUAUCACAGACCCUCUUCCAGUAUAAUGGUUGGGUCCCUUCCGUUAAAUAUUUGCAUGCAUUAUGCAUGGAAAGUAUCGGUUCCCAUAUGCCUUUUUUUAUUAUGGGCUUUAUGUAUACUAUAAUCCUAUGUAUUUUAUAUAUUUUGUAAAUUAUAUAACACAUUUUACAUGGUAAUAAACUGUCUGCUUUAAUGCUGUUUAAAAUUAUUAAAUUGGAAAAGAACAA
Messenger RNA from Hyla sarda, 3290 nucleotides. RefSeq names its product dishevelled binding antagonist of beta catenin 1 (gene DACT1). The coding region runs from base 193 to 2646 and encodes 817 amino acids. Gene Ontology annotation, biological process: regulation of Wnt signaling pathway, planar cell polarity pathway; negative regulation of canonical Wnt signaling pathway; negative regulation of JNK cascade. NCBI's taxonomy places the organism in Eukaryota, Metazoa, Chordata, Amphibia, Anura, Hylidae. The transcript is spliced from 4 exons. Gene Ontology annotation, cellular component: cytoplasm. The record is from RefSeq and is a predicted model, not a curated record.